This is a messenger RNA of Lindgomyces ingoldianus, 1645 nucleotides long. RefSeq lists its product as uncharacterized. The record is from RefSeq and is a predicted model, not a curated record. Gene Ontology annotation, molecular function: protein-macromolecule adaptor activity; ubiquitin protein ligase binding. NCBI's taxonomy places the organism in Eukaryota, Fungi, Ascomycota, Dothideomycetes, Pleosporales, Lindgomycetaceae. Gene Ontology annotation, biological process: ubiquitin-dependent endocytosis. Gene Ontology annotation, cellular component: cytoplasm; plasma membrane; cytosol. Bases 92 to 1534 code for a protein of 480 amino acids. The transcript has a single exon.
CCGAUUCGGAGGAUAAUACUGGAGGACUUUAACGCACUAAUAUUUCACUAAAUCAGUCCCUGCAUUUCCAAACCCUAGCCUGGUAUUCACGAUGCCGUUGGACCCAAAUCUUCGGAUUCUCGUUGAUGGUGAUCCAUCAAGAGUGUAUCACCAAGGAGACCAGGUUAAAGGAAGAGUUAUUCUUGUGGUAGAAAAACAGGAACAGAUCAAGGCCUUGAAACUCAACUUUCUCGGAGCAUGUAUCACGAAAACGACUCGGCCAUUCUACGUUACCGAGAAUGAUCGCGAUGGCACCUCAGCGCCAAGGCAAGAAUACAGGGACAGAACGUACCUCUUCAACAUCGAAGAGGUCCUCCUUCCUGGAUAUACAUUGGGAGCUAAGAAGUACUGCUGGGACUUCGACUUCACAUUCCCAAAGCUCACUGAAACCCGUCAUUCCCGCUGGGCUCGUGGCUCAAAGUUCGCGCGAGAUUUUCAUCCCCUUCCGCCGUCUUUCCACAUAUACACCGACAACCCGGGCGGAGAAGCCAUGGUCUCUUACUACCUCCAGGCCAAGCUUAUACGACGAGGUAUGAAAGACGUAAAGAGAGUUAUGCAAACUCUAGCAUUCUGCCCAAACUCACGAAAUACUCCACACGAACCCCGGAUAAAUUCGAGAAUCUUGUAUGCCCAAACAUGGAAGCCGACCAGAGAUACAAGGACAGCAAUCGACAAAAUUAUUAACAAAGUGUCUCGCAAAUCAACGAUGCGAUCCAGUUCCCCCCAGAUUGUCCCCACGCUUUACUACCCAGAAAAAAUUGCUCCUGGACAACACAUACCUCUACUCGUGUCAAUUACCAACGCUCGACGAGGCUGUGACGAGCAGCUUCAGUGCUUCCUAGAUUCCCUCGUAGUCACCAUCUCUACCUACACGACAUCGAUGUGUGGAAAGCUACUCACUCAACCCCAGGACAGCAUAACGAAGCAUAUUACAUGUAUCUCGAAGCACGAUCUCAACCAACCGCUGUCUUUCGAUGUCCGUACGAAACUCACUACGAACUUUCGUCUCGUAGAUGACGCAGAAUGCGUUCCAACAUUUAAAACCUACACGAUAACCCGCCAUUAUACACUGACAAUCGUGGUCGGCUUGAAAUGUCAGGGCCAGAAGUUUACCAUCAAGUCCACGACGCCACUCGAAAUUUUACCUCGACUGCCCCGAGCAUACGUGAACACACAAGCCCCUGAUCAUCACGAUGAAAUACCAGUGGAUCCUCUACCGCUCUACGAACCCACAGAAGCCGGCGCAGAGCUCGCCCCCGAUUACGACACUGUGUAUUCUUUGACGCCGGCUCCUUCCCGUCCAUACUCCUUCGCAGAAACUGAAAGCUACGUUUCUGGCACAUCUACACCGCUGACCCGUCUUACCACACCAUCAUCUGAGGUGGACCGACCAAGUAUCGACAAUAGAGCCAGCUGGCACCGAUCAAGCAUGAUAGGACAAACUGGGUGGCCAAGGCCUUCUAGCCUGCUAAUGCAGCGGCGUGGGAUUGAGUAGCAGAGUGUAUGAUCCUCUUUGCAAGGCGUUUGGCGAAGCGCGUGAGGGGUUUACAGGUCUGAGGUCAGCUCAGGGGAUGAUUGCUUUCCACUCUUUGCAAUGAUACCCAGC